Messenger RNA from Nerophis lumbriciformis (worm pipefish), 3837 nucleotides. RefSeq names its product interacts with SUPT6H, CTD assembly factor 1 (gene iws1). Gene Ontology annotation, cellular component: nucleus. Gene Ontology annotation, biological process: poly(A)+ mRNA export from nucleus. NCBI's taxonomy places the organism in Eukaryota, Metazoa, Chordata, Actinopteri, Syngnathiformes, Syngnathidae. The record is from RefSeq and is a predicted model, not a curated record.
CCGCGCCAUUUUGGAUCGUCUUUCUGCACUAGCUAGUUGUUUCACGCUUCCUACAUUUGUUUAUGAUUCAUUUAAUCACUUUCCAACAAAGUGCGGAUAACAGAGAGUAGUCCUCGUGUUGGAAUUAAUAUUCAAGAUUGGUCUUCGUCUGGGGAAUGGACGGAGAAGAGGACGACUUCAUGUCUGAGAGCCACUCCGAUGAUGGAGGCGGCACUCCAGUUCUGGAUGAACAUCCAGCAUCGGACAGUGAGGACGUGAGCAGCAACAGACAUCAGUCUGAGGACGAGGGCAGCAAUGAAGAGGACACGUCCUACAACAAGCGCCGGGAUGACAGCGGCUCGGACAACGAUGCUCGGCCGGCUGUUGACAGCGACUCCGAGGCGGAAGCUGUCGGUCGCCAUGGCAAUGAAGGCAGCGACUCUGAAGCAGAGGCGGCGAGGCCUGCCGACAGCGACGAUGACUCUGUGGGCAAACGCCGGAUGAGCAUAUCAGACAACGAGGAAUCGUCGCCGGUCAAACACGCCGCCUCGGACAACGAGUAUGGGGGGGCGCCGUCCCCUGUCAGGCGCAGGGGAAGCAGCUCGGACAUGGAGGAAACGGGGGGUGCCGCCAAAGCGGCCGCAGACAGCGAUUCCGGCGACGAGGACUUCAGAGCAAAGUCUCCGAGUGGCUCCUUCAACGCUGACAGCGAUUCUGGCGACGAGGACGCCAAAGCAAAGUCUCCCAGCCGCCCUUACAACGCUGAGAGCGAUUCUGGCGACGAGGACGCCAAAGCAAAAUCUCCCAGCCGCCCUUACAAUGCUGAGAGCGAUUCUGGCGACGAGGACACCAAAACAAAGUCUCCCAGCCGCCCUUACAACGCUGAGAGCUAUUCUGGUGACGAGGACGCCAAAGCAAAGUCUCCCAGCCGCCCUUACAACGCUGAGAGCGAUUCUGGCGACGAGGACGCCAAAGCAAAGUCUCCCAGCCGCCCUUACAACGCUGAGAGCGAUUCUGGCGACGAGAACACCAAAGCAAAGUCUCCCAGUCGCCCCUUCAACGCUGACAGCGAUUCUGGCGAUGAGGACGCCAAAACAAAGUCUCCUCGUCGCCCUUUCAAUGCUGACAGUGAUUCUGGCGACGAGGACGCCAAAACAAAGUCUCCUCGUCGCCCUUUCAAUGCUGACAGUGAUUCUGGCGACGAGGACGCCAAAACAAAGUCUCCCAGCCGCCCUUUCAAUGCGGACAGUGAUUCUGGCGAUGAGGACGCUAAAGCAAAAUCUCCUAGCCGCCCUUUCAACGCAGACAGCGAUUCCGGCGACGAGGGCGCCAAAACAAAGUCUCCUGGCCGCCACUCCAAUGCUGAUAGUGACUCUGGCGACGAGGACGCUAAAGAAAAGUCUCCUCGCCGCUCUUUCAAUGUUGACAGCGAUUCUGGGGGCGAGGGCGCUAAAGAAAAGUCUCCUCGCCGCCCUUUCAACGCUGACAGCGAUUCUGGGGGCGAGGGCGCUAAAGCAAAGUCUCUUAGCCGCCACUCCAAAGCGGACAGCGGUUCUGGCGACAAGGGCGCUAAAGAAAAGUCUCCUCGCCGCCCUUUCAACGCUGACAGUGAUUCUGGGGACGAGGGCGCUAAAGCAAAGUCUCUUAGCCGCCACUCCAAAGCGGACAGCGGUUCUGGCGACAAGGGCUCUAAAGAAAAGUCUCCUCGCCGCCCUUUCAACACUGACAGCGAUUCUGGGGACGAGGGCCCUAAAGCAAAGUCUCUUAGCCGCCACUCCAACGCGGACAGCGACUCUGGCGACGAGGGCAUUAAAGCAAAGUCCCCGAGCCGACCCUCCAAACCUGAUAGUGACUCGGACGCUGAGAUGCCGACUCGACGCAAGGCGGCGCGCGUUGACUCUGAUGACGAGGCCGAGACGCGGCAAGGGAACGCUGAGGGGAAAGGACGGGGCAAGUGGAAGGCUGUGAUGAAGUCAGACAGCGAGGACGAGGGGGACGGGGGCGAGCAGAGGAAGGCCACCACAGGAAGUGAUGUCGAAAUGCAGGCGGCGCACAGAACCUCAGACAACAGCGACGAUGACGAGCAGCCAGUGAAGAGGAAGAAGGCCAUCCUAUCAGACAGUGAGGAUGAGGAGCAGACAAACAAACCAGCCAAGAGGAGUCGGGCCGUGUCGGACGACGACAACUCCGACAGCGACGCCGACUCGGGGGGACCCGAUAAAAGUAUGGCGGCCAAACUGAGAGAGCUGGGCUCCGACAGCGGCAGCGAUGAGGACGACGGGUCAAAGGCCACUGGCGAGAAAAAGGACGAGAAGGCGUUGUUUGGUAGCGACAGCGACUCUGAAGACAACGAGGAGGAGAAAAUGAUUGCCGACAUCUUUGGGGAGUCUGGAGACGAGGAGGAGGAGGAGUUCACGGGAUUCAACCAGGAGGACCUGGAAGGAGACAAGGAGGAGGCCACGCAGAAGAAGCAGCAGAUGCAAGAGGAUUCUGAUUCUGACGAGGGCGUCGAGCGCGGCGGCGGCGGCCACGACACCAGCUUCAUGUCCGACUUUGACAUCAUGCUCGCUCGCAAGAAGGCUAUGAGCGGCAAGAAGAGGCGUCAUCGUGACGGCGGGACAUUUAUCAGCGAUGCCGAUGACGUGGUCAGCGCCAUGAUCAUGAAGAUGACCGAGGCCGCCGAGGAGGACAGAACGCUCAACAGUCAGAAGAAACCGGCGCUGAAAAAGCUGACACUGCUGCCUCAAGUGGUCAUGCACCUGAAAAAGCAGGACCUGAAGGACACGUUCAUCGACAGCGGCGUCAUGUCGGCCAUCAAAGAGUGGAUCGGCCCACUUCCUGACAAGUCGCUGCCUGCGCUACGAAUCCGGGAAGAGCUACUCAAGAUCCUGCAGGAGCUACCCAGCGUGAGCCAGGAGACUCUGAAGCACAGCGGGAUCGGACGUGCCGUCAUGUUCCUGUACAAACACCCCAAAGAAUCCCGAUCCAACAAAGACCUCGCUCUCAAGCUGAUCAACGAGUGGUCUAGGCCCAUCUUUGGCCUGACGUCCAACUACAAGGGAAUGACCAGAGAGGAGCGACAGCAGCGGGACCUGGACCAGCAGAUGCCGCAGCGCAGACGACUAAGUUCUGGAGGUCAGACGCCACGUCGAGACCUGGAGAAGCAGCUGACGGGAGAGGAGAAAGCGCUGCGACCCGGAGACCCGGGCUUCUGUGCCAGGGCUCGCGUGCCGAUGCCCUCCAACAAAGACUACGUCGUGCGACCCAAAUGGAACAUGGAGAUGGAAUCCAGCAGGGGUCCCAUGAAGAGAGGAGGGAUGAACCGCGUGGACAAACAGAUGCGACGAUUCGCCGACAUCCGCCGCCUCACCAAGAUAGGUCACGCCGUCAAAAUCAGCGUGGAGGGCAACAAGAUGCCGCUCUGAUUUUCAGCCCCUUAGGAUUUAUUCCCUUUCCUUUUUGUUUUUCCUUUUUUUUUUUAAACGUUAGGUUGAGCUUGGCCCACUCUUUUGCACUUUUUAAAUCUCUUGUUUCUCACGCCGUGUGGAGCGUCUCCCCUCACAAACCGUCAUCAUGAUGCUGACAUGGUGUCAGUGAAAAUUGCUUGGUCACGUGACAUUUUAGUGUCCACGAGCCACAUUGACGGCUCUAAUGGACGCACGCAGAGCUCAGACCUGUUCGGAACCCUUCGGGCUCAAAUCUUUUCUGUUAUUAUAUUUGUUGCUGCUCAGGUCUGUGGUCUGCUCUAUCAGGUCUCAACAAAUGGUGAUGAUGUCACAACUGUUUCUGGGUCAGUUUGUCGAGCCUUAGCGGGCCCAUACAGUCGAUGACACUUUUCUUAAUAAAAACUCAAAGCCA